This is a messenger RNA of Darwinula stevensoni, 4076 nucleotides long. The record is from the annotation of a GenBank genome assembly. Lineage: Eukaryota; Metazoa; Arthropoda; Ostracoda; Podocopida; Darwinulidae.
AUGCAUUCCGUGACUGGGAAAAUGAAAAAAAUGAUUUCUUCCAUACUUCGGGAGAGGAUCAUGGUGAUUGAUGGUGCCAUGGGCACCAUGGUGCAGGGUCAUCGACUCGAGGAGCAGGAUUUCCGAGGAAGACUCCUCGCCGAACAUCCCAAGCCUCUCAAGGGAAACAAUGACAUCUUGGUUCUCACUCAGCCUGAUAUCAUUUAUCAGAUUCAUAAGGACUACUUGGAAGCAGGAGCCGACAUCAUCGAGACGAACACAUUCAGCGGGACGAGGGUCGCUCAAGCCGAUUACGGGACGGAACACUUGGUCUACAGGAUAAAUUUGGAGGCUGCAAAAAUUGCAAGGAAGGCAGCAGACGAUGUGGCGAGAGAGACCGGCAUCCCUCGUUUCGUCGCCGGAGCCAUGGGUCCGACAAACAAGACCUUAUCCAUUUCUCCAUCAGUGGAGAGGCCUGACUUUCGGAACAUCACAUUCGACGAACUGGCUGAUGCCUAUGCCGAACAAGCCCGAGGCCUGCUGGAUGGAGGAGUGCAUGUUCUCACCGUUGAAACGGUUUUCGACACAGCCAAUGCAAAAGCAGCUCUGUUUGCUCUUCAGACACUGUUUGAGGGAGAGUAUGAUCCAGUCCCUAUUUUUGUAUCGGGUACGAUCGUCGACAAGAGCGGUCGGACUUUAUCGGGACAGACUCCCGAAGCUUUUGUGGUAUCAGUGUCCCAUGCAGAUCCCCUUUGCAUAGGGUUGAAUUGUGCACUUGGAGCAAAUGAAAUGCGGCCCUUCAUCGAAGCCGUCGGGAUGUCCACAAUGGCAUAUGUCAUCUGCUACCCAAAUGCAGGUCUUCCGAACACCUUUGGGCAGUAUGAUGAAACUCCUGCGAUAAUGGCCAAGGCACUGCGGAGGUUUGCUCUGGAUGGGCUUGUUAACAUCGUUGGAGGAUGCUGUGGUACCACUCCAGACCAUAUCAGGAUGAUUCGAGAAGCAGUGGCAGAUUGUGAACCCAGGAUCCCUCCUGAAGAUCUUUUCUCACACCAUCUUCUCCUAUCUGGACUGGAAGCCGUGCGCAUCGGAAAGGAGACGAACUUUGUCAACAUCGGAGAGAGAUGCAAUGUUGCUGGCUCGGCCCAAUUCUGCAAGCUCAUAAAAGCAAAUGAUUACGAGGAAGCAUUGCAUGUAGCCAAAGCACAGGUUGAGAAUGGAGCUCAGAUCCUGGACAUCAACAUGGACGAUGGGAUGAUCAAUGGCAAAGCUGCCAUGACUCGCUUCCUGAACCUCAUUGCAACAGAACCUGAUGUGUCCAAGGUCCCAUUGUGUGUGGAUUCAUCCAACUUUGAAGUUAUUGAAGCAGGUCUGAAGGUGACUCAGGGGAAAUGCAUUGUGAAUUCCAUCUCGUUAAAGGAGGGUGAAAAAAUGUUCUUGGAACUGGCCCGGAAGAUAAAGAAAUAUGGAGCAGCUGUUGUAGUUAUGGCAUUUGAUGAAAAGGGACAGGCUGCAGAGAGAGACCAGAAGGUAGAGAUCUGCAAGCGUUCCUACAAACUUUUGGUCGAGGAAGUGGGCUUUAAUCCAAAUGAUAUCAUCUUUGAUCCCAACAUUCUCACCAUAGCCACUGGCAUGGAGGAGCACAAUACCUAUGGCAUGGACUUUAUCCAGGCUACAAGCAUCAUCAAGGCAGGUUUUAAAAUUGCUUCUUCAAGUUUGCACUGUUGUCCUGGUUGCUGGGUGAGUGGAGGCGUGAGCAACGUCUCCUUCUCGUUCCGAGGAAUGAACGUCAUACGAGAGGCCAUGCACUCUGUCUUCCUCUAUCAUGCCAUCAAGGCAGGGAUGGAUAUGGGAAUUGUGAAUGCAGGGAGUCUACCUGUCUAUGUUGACAUUGAGCCUAACCUUCUCCAACUGUGUGAAGAUCUACUUUGGAACAGACAUGCUUCUGCCACUGAGCGCCUCCUCGAGUAUGCCCAGCGCGUGAAGACUCAAGGGAAAACGGCUGCAGUGGAACAUGACUGGAGAAAUGCACCUGUUGAGGAGAGGCUUGAGUAUUCCCUCAUCAAGGGUAUUGACAAGUAUGUCGAGCAGGACACAGAAGAGGCUCGGCAGCAAGUGGACAAAUACCCCCGACCACUGAAUGUGAUCGAGGGGCCCUUGAUGAAAGGAAUGUCCAUCGUGGGUGACUUAUUUGGAGCCGGGAAGAUGUUCCUACCACAGGUGAUCAAGUCGGCACGUGUGAUGAAGAAAGCUGUCAAUCACCUCAUUCCAUUCAUGGAGAAAGAGAAGGAGAAAAAUCGGACCCAAAACAUUCAGAUGUCUUCACAUGCAGGGACAGUGGUGUUGGCAACAGUGAAAGGAGAUGUCCAUGAUAUUGGGAAAAACAUAGUAGCUGUGGUCCUUGGCUGCAAUAAUUUCAGAGUGAUUGAUCUGGGUGUAAUGUGCCCUAGUGAAAAAAUCAUCUCAACAGCAAUAGAGGAGAAUGCAGACAUCGUUGGAUUGUCGGGUCUGAUCACGCCAUCUCUGGACGAGAUGAUCCAUGUGGCCAAAGAGAUGCAACGCAUGAAGCUUCAGAUCCCUCUUCUGAUCGGAGGAGCCACCACAUCCAAGAAGCACACUGCUGUUAAGAUUGUUCCAAAAUAUGACAGUCCUACGAUCCAUGUCCUCGACGCAUCAAAAAGUGUUGUAGUGUGUUCCUCGCUGUUGGACCAGAACGUCAGAGACGACUUUGUGGAGGAGAUAGCCGAGCAAUAUGAAGAGAUUCGAGAGGACCAUUAUGCAACCCUUGAGGAGAAAGUCUACUUGCCCAUUGAAAAGGCCAGGCUGCAUCACUUCCACUUCAACUGGCAUGAGUUUCCUCCUUCUUGCACUCCAAGUUUCCUGGGAACAAGGACAUUUCUAAAAUAUGAUCUUACAAAACUCAUUCCAUACAUUGAUUGGAAGCCAUUUUUUGAUGUGUGGCAGCUGAGAGGAACAUACCCAAAUCGAGGCUAUCCCAAGAUCUUUCAAGACAAAUCAGUUGGCAAGUGGACCUUGUGCGAGGAAGCCAAAAGCGUAUUUGAAGAUGCACAAAAAAUAUUGGGUAUGAUCGUCAAAGAAGGCCUGCUGGAGGCACGGGGAAUCGUCAGUUUCUAUCCGGCAAAUGCCGUGGGUGAUGACAUUCAUGUGUAUGGUGAGGACGUCUUGCCCCGCCCUCCCCCUGUUGCCGUCUUCCAUGGCCUUCGCCAACAGAUGGAAAGGGAAUCUAUGGAUGAAUCAUACUCUUGCAUCUCUGACUUCAUUGCACCUCUGGAGUCAGGAAUGAGAGAUCACAUUGGCAUGUUUGCCAUAUCAGUGGGUUUUGGCUGCAAUGACCUCUGUGCCUCAUUCCAGUCCAAAUUUGAUGACUACAAUGUGAUAAUGGUGAAGGCACUGGCAGAUCGGCUGGCCGAAGCAUUUGCCGAGGAGUUGCACGAGCGAGUGAGGAAGGAACUUUGGGGCUAUGCUCCUGUUGAACUUCUCCAGGCAUCUGAUCUCCAUCGCCUCAAGUAUCAGGGGAUUCGACCGGCCCCAGGCUACCCUAGCCAGCCGGAUCACACGGAGAAGCUGACCAUGUGGAAUCUCAUGAACGUGGCAGAGGAGACAGGAAUCCAUCUCACCGAGUCUCUUGCCAUGGACCCGGCGGCUUCCGUGUCGGGACUUUACUUUGCGCAUCCCAAGGCAUUCUACUUUGCCACCGGGAAGAUAGCUCUGGAUCAGGUUGAGGAUUAUGCCAAGAGGAAGGGGAUGAGUGUGAAGGAAGUGGAGCAGUGGCUGAGUGUCAACCUGGCUUACGAUCCUGCAGAUGAGUAAUGGUGGCUUCAGAUUAUUCAUGGUUUGAUAGGAGUGCAGCAUCUUCCCAUAGUUCAGUCCCAUCAUACCUUUUCUUUUAUCAACAUUUGUCUACUGGAAUCACCAGAAGGAAACCAACUGUGAUGGGAUCGUGCAAAUACUCGACAAUGAUGGACAUAACCUAUUUUUCGAUUUGUUGCUUUUAAAGAUGACUUAUUCCAUUAUGAGCCUGCAAAUAUAUUCUUGAAGAAAUAAAGGGGCUACUUUUGCAGUGCAAUACAAUAUAUGAA